AGCUUCCAUCGCCAACCCCCCUCCCCACCUGCUUGGCCCCCUCCAAUCCGCAGCUCUGCGUGCGGGGGCGCGCACAUCCCCCCGCCAUCCAUCCAUCAGCCGGUCUGUCUGGGUGUCUACGCGGGUGCAACCGAGUACCUCUCCCCAGCCUCGGCGCCGCGCACAGAGGCAGAGCGUUCGCUGCGUGCCCAGCCCGCGCCCCACGCCCGCAGCCGCCAGACGGCUUUGCCGGUGCCCGCCCCGCUCCAGCCGGUGCGCGGGAGCCGCCGGGGCAAAGGCGCAGCGGCCGGCCAGCGGCCAGGCUCUGCUGCCCGUCUAGCUCUCUGCGCUCUAAGGAAGCCGCGCCGCCGAGCCACGGAGAACCACUCUCCAGGAUGAAGAAGCUCCAGGGAGCUCACCUCCGCAAGCCUGUCACCCCAGACCUGCUCAUGACCCCCAGUGACCAGGGCGAUGUGGAGCUAGACAUGGACUUGGCUGCAGACCGGGGAAACUGGACGGGCAAGCUGGACUUCCUGCUGUCCUGCAUUGGCUACUGUGUGGGCCUGGGCAACGUGUGGCGGUUCCCCUACCGGGCCUACACCAACGGAGGAGGUGCCUUCCUCGUGCCCUACUUCCUCAUGCUGGCCAUCUGUGGCAUCCCCCUCUUCUUCAUGGAGCUCUCCCUGGGCCAGUUCUCCAGCCUGGGACCCCUGGCUGUCUGGAAAAUCAGUCCCCUCUUCAAAGGUGCCGGAGCGGCCAUGCUGCUGAUCGUGGGCCUCGUGGCCAUCUACUACAACAUGAUUAUUGCCUACGUGCUCUUCUACCUCUUCGCCUCCCUCACCAGCAACCUGCCCUGGGAGCACUGUGGUAACUGGUGGAACACAGACCUCUGCCAUGAGCACAGGGGCCCCCAGGACCGCAACGGGGCACUGCCCCUCAACCUCACCAGCACCGUCAGCCCCAGCGAGGAGUACUGGAGCCGCUACGUCCUGCACAUCCAAGGCAGCCAGGGCAUUGGUAGUCCUGGGGAGAUCCGCUGGAACCUGUGCCUCUGCCUGCUGCUGGCCUGGGUCAUCGUCUUCCUCUGCAUCCUCAAGGGGGUGAAGUCCUCAGGCAAGGUGGUGUACUUCACGGCCACGUUCCCCUACCUCAUCCUGCUCAUGUUGCUGGUCCGUGGAGUCACCCUUCCCGGAGCCUGGAAGGGUAUCCAGUUCUAUCUCACCCCACAGUUCCACCACCUGCUGUCUUCCAAGGUGUGGAUCGAAGCUGCCCUGCAGAUCUUCUAUUCUCUGGGUGUGGGCUUCGGGGGUCUGCUCACCUUUGCCUCCUACAACACAUUUCACCAGAACAUCUACAGAGACACCUUCAUCGUCACUCUGGGCAAUGCCAUCACGAGUAUCCUGGCUGGGUUCGCCAUCUUCUCCGUGCUGGGCUACAUGUCUCAGGAGCUGGGUGUGCCUGUGGACCAAGUAGCCAAAGCAGGCCCUGGCCUGGCCUUUGUUGUCUACCCACAGGCCAUGACCAUGUUGCCCCUGUCGCCCUUCUGGUCGUUCCUCUUCUUCUUCAUGCUGCUGACCCUUGGCUUGGACAGCCAGUUUGCCUUUUUGGAGACAAUUGUGACGGCUGUGACGGACGAGUUCCCAUACUACCUACGGCCCAAGAAGGCUGUGUUCUCGGGGCUCAUCUGCGUGGCUAUGUACCUGAUGGGCCUGAUCCUGACCACUGAUGGGGGCAUGUACUGGCUGGUCCUUCUAGACGACUACAGUGCCAGCUUCGGGCUCAUGGUGGUGGUGAUCACCACAUGUCUUGCCGUCACCCGUGUGUAUGGCAUCCAGAGAUUCUGCCGAGACAUCCACAUGAUGUUGGGCUUCAAGCCGGGCCUCUACUUCAGGGCCUGCUGGCUGUUCCUGUCCCCUGCCACGCUCCUGGCCCUGCUGGUGUACAGCAUCGUCAAGUACCAGCCUUCUGAGUAUGGCAGCUACCGCUUCCCGGCCUGGGCUGAGCUGCUGGGCAUCCUCAUGGGUUUGCUAUCCUGCCUCCUGAUCCCGGCUGGCAUGCUGGUAGCUGUGCUGCGAGAGGAGGGCUCGCUGUGGGAGCGACUCCAGCAGGCUAGCAGGCCGGCCAUGGACUGGGGCCCAUCGCUGGAGGAGAACCGGACAGGCAUGUAUGUGGCCACACUGGCAGGGAGCCAGUCGCCCAAGCCGCUGAUGGUGCACAUGCGCAAGUAUGGGGGCAUCACCAGCUUCGAGAACACAGCCAUCGAGGUGGACCGCGAGAUCGCCGAGGAGGAGGAAGAGUCCAUGAUGUGAGGCAGGAGGCCGAUGGACAGGUGGCCAGCCCAGGGACCACGAAGGGCAGUCACUGUCCUCUAGGAUUGUGGGAGGUGGUGGCAGGUUGCUGUGGUGCAAGUCCCUGUUGGAUCUCUCCACACACAUAUACACACAUGCUUACACACAUGCAGACACUCCUAGAUACACACACAUUCAUACUUACACAUAUGUAUACAUGCACAUGUGUGCACCCAUUCAGAGCUGGGGAUGACCCACUUUGCAGAUGGACAUAUUGAGGUCAGGAGGGAGGCAUUGGCAUAGCAGAGGG
Messenger RNA from Ochotona curzoniae (black-lipped pika), 2577 nucleotides. RefSeq names its product solute carrier family 6 member 7 (gene SLC6A7). Gene Ontology annotation, cellular component: membrane. Gene Ontology annotation, biological process: sodium ion transmembrane transport. NCBI's taxonomy places the organism in Eukaryota, Metazoa, Chordata, Mammalia, Lagomorpha, Ochotonidae. Gene Ontology annotation, molecular function: L-proline transmembrane transporter activity. The transcript is spliced from 14 exons. Bases 375 to 2288 code for a protein of 637 amino acids. The record is from RefSeq and is a predicted model, not a curated record.